GUGAUCAUUCCUCUCCUGGAUCAGGGAGUGGCCAUCUCAGUCUUACUGGUGAGUGAGACCCAGACCGACAUUUUGUGGCGAAGCUGGUCUGGAGACAACUAAAGCAUCACAACCAUCGGCCAAUUUCUACUCAUUCCUCCUGUCACUAUCAAUGUAUCGUUCUCUCUCUCCCCCCAUCUCUUUCUCUCUGAGGGCUUCAUUAGUCAGUGUGUUGGCCUCUAAGGGUCUCUGCUCUACUCAACUGUCACGAAUCCCCCUAGGGGUCAGGGGUUAGGGUUCAGCAGGCUGCAUUCACAGCGGUCCCAGGUCACAAACACACAAACACACACACACACAGUGUCAGAGUCCCAGGUCUGUGUCUGUUUGUCUGGUAUGUGGGUCAGUGGGCUGACAUGAGGUUUAUGUGACAGACACUAUUUACCUAUAUAUAUUUAUUUAUUUUUAUUUUUUUAUUUUUUAUUUUUUAUGUUUUAUUUUUUUAUUUCACCUUUAUUUAACCAGGUAAGCCAGUUGAGAACAAGUUCUCAUUUACAACUGCGACUUGACCAAGAUAAAGCAAAGCAGUGCGAUAAAAACAACAACACAGAGUUACAUAUGGGGUAAAACAAAACAUAAAGUCAAAAAUACAACAGAAAAUAUAUAUACAGUGUGUGCGAAUGUAGUAAGUUAUGGAGGUAAGGCAAUAUCACACAUUAUACACUCUAUAUAUACCACUGUGUGUGUGUGUGUGUGUGUGUGUGUGUGUGUGUGUGUGUGUGUGUGUGUGUGUGUGUGUGUGUGUGUGUGCGUGCGUGUUAGGCCGAGGAGCUCACUUUUAAGUGGUAGUUAAGCUUUAAACAGCUAAAGGUUUGGUGGACACACACACUUUGAGCAGUUGUGUGUGUCACGUGUCUCUGCUCUGUCAUAGGUGGGCUGUAAACCGCUGAGUGAUCAAGACCAACAACACCUCAACACUCUGGAGAAACAUGUAAGAAACACAGCCACAGAAUAAUACCCACAGAGACACCCACAGAGACACCCACAGAGACACCCACAGAGACACCCACAGAGACACCCACAAAGACACCUACAGAGACACCCACAGAGACACACAUAGAGACACCCACAGAGACACCCACAGAGACACCCACAGAGACACCCACAGAGACACCCACAGAGACACCCACAGAGACACCCACAGAGACACCCACAGAGACACCCACAGAGACACCCACAGAGACACCCACAGAGACACACACACAGAGACACACCCACAGAGACAACCACAGAGACAUACCCACAGAGACAUACACACAGAGACACCCACAGAGACACCCACAGAGACACACCCACAGAGACACCCACAGAGACAUACACACACAGUCUAUGAAGCAGUGUGGGUAGCUCAGAGGCAUUACGUCUAAUGGUGUACUGUAAGGCCACUGACAUUGACUUGAUCUGUUUUAUUGAUCUGUUUUAUUUACAUGUUUUAUAGUUCUGUAGUAAUAGGAUUGAUUUUAGGCCUCCAGUUUCCUGACGCGCAUUUGUGUGUGUAGGACGGCAGGUAGCAUAGUGGCUUAGUGGUUAAGAGCGUUGAGCCAGUAACCGAAAGGUUGCUGGUUCUAAUCCCCAAGCCGACUAGGUGAAAAAUCUGUCGAUGUGCCCUUGAGCAAGGCACUUAACCCUAAUUGCUCCUGUAAGUUGCUCUGGAUAAGAGCGUCUGCUAAAUGACUAAAAAGUAAUGUGUGUGUGUGUGUGUGUGUGUGUGUGUGUGUGUGUGUGUGUGUGUGUGUGUGCGCGUAGGCGGCUGUAGCGUGUAGGAGGGUACGGACCCUGCAGUCUGCCAAUCAGAAGUCUCUCGUCAGCCUGUCACCGAUCCAGCCCCACAAUGCACUGCUCCGGCCUGACCCCACAGACUACUGUGACCUGGACCGCAAGAUUCUACAGCUGUGUGGUACACAUCUAGCACACACACACACACCCACACACACACUUCUCUCUUGGGCCAGAUAACGGUAAUGCAGAAGAACUGUAUGAAUAAAAGUCUAUGAAUUUAGAUUGGAUGCAUCUGUAAAAAGAGGGAUACAUCUGUGAAUAACAACAAGAGUGUGAAAACAGGCUAAACACAGUAUUUUCCAGCUUUGCUAAAACUUUGCGUAGAAACUCAUGCAUAAUAAAACUGACUAGCUGUUGCCCAAGCUUACUGCUGUAUAUACACACACACACACACACACACUCCCUCUAUUGCUCUCUUUUCCUUCUUCCCUCAUUCCACUUCUCCUCUGUAUAAUUCUGUCUCUCCAUCAGUGGUCUGGACCACACAGCAUCCACCUCUCCCUCUCCUUCUCUUCCCUGUCUUCAUUAUUAGUCUCUGUGUUCUUUCUACCCCUCCUCUAACCCUCUGUCUCUUCUACCCCUCCCUGGUUGGUUCCCUGGUUCAUUCUUCGUUUUGUCUUCCCUGGUUUAUUACACAUUUCUUCUCGUUAUUCUUCAAUUUUUUAUCUUUAACCACCCACCCCCACCACCCCCCCCCCCCCCCCCUCCUCGCUCUUCUCUCUCUCUCUCUCUCUCUCUCACUCUCACUCUCUCUCUCUCUCUCUCUCUCUCACUCUCACUCUCACUCUCACUCUCUCUCUCUCUCUUUCUUUCUCUCUCUCUCUCUCUCUCUCUUUCUUUCUUUCUUUCUCUCUCUCUCUCGCUCUCACUCUCUCUCGCUCUCUCAGGUGAGCUGUAUGACCUUGAUGCAACUACUCUUCAGCUUAAAGUAAUCAAUUAUGUAAGUAUUGGAGAUCUCAUACCAUCCCUGUACACAUGAAGACACAAACACACACACCCACCCUAUCCUUUCAUCUUUCACUCUCUAUUCCGAACAUAUACAAUUUGGUAGACUAUUUGGUUUUUACAAAUAACCAUUCAAAUACUCAAAUAAAAGUAUUUGUUUUGGGCUGUGUAUUUGAACAUACUCAAAUAUAUAGAAAAAUUGACCAUGUCCAAAUACACGUAGUUCCGUUUCUAAAUAGUAGACAUUUAGGUAUGCGAAAAAAUUAAGUUGUAUCGUUUUUUCGGAAAUGUAGUAUGCUUUAAUAAAUGCCAGGAUGUCGUACUCAUUUUGUCUUUUCAUUUAGUAGAAUUUGUUGCACACUAUUGAGGUAGAGAAGCGUAUUUCAAGACCCACGUGUGUCUGACAACAGCUGAUAAUCAGCUGAGGGGACGCACUGUACCAAAAUUAACGAAUGGCGGGAAUAUUUAACCUUUAUUUAACCAGGAAAAGACCCUUGAGGUUAGAAACCUCUUUUUGGAGGAGGUCAGCAGGAAGUAGUCAGCGUGUACACACAACACAAGAAGACAAUGCAAUAUAUUAAAAACAAUUACAGUUGCGCAUUAGAUUACUACAGUUUUUUACAAUCACUUUGGCACUAAUUUCAGAACCUUGACGUCAUUUUUCAAAACUCUAGACACAAAAUGGUCAUCACUUGUAACACAGGCUGUCCAAUGUUCAAAACAUUGCAUUGUGCAUUCAUAUCUUUAAAGAAAUCUUGCACUUGCACAAUCAUUGGUUCAAAAAACUAAUUUAUUGUGAAAUACCAAUGAAACGUUAAUUUAGAUCACCCACACACAAGCAACCGAUAGUUUCACUGUGUCAUUGUUCGUACAAUCAUUAAAUAUUGUAGUACAAAAUAGGUGAUACAUGUUUCAUUAUGGUACUACAUGUAAAUACAUCCCUGUAAAAGUACUGCUGUAGUAGAGAGAAUACUACAGACUGUCAAGGGGUGCUGAAGGUGGGUGUGGUGCAGGAAUCAAGCGCAGGACGCAGAAGCUCAGUCCAAAAGACUUUAGUGAAAUAUUCACGUAGUAAAUGAGCACAAUAAGCCCGGAGGCGAAAUAACGGCGCACACAGGCAUCAAACAAACGGCGCACUAACAUGUGGAAAAACCUCUCCAAAACACUGGAGGGAAAUACGUAGCUCAAACACCAAAACAGAAGAGCAAUCACACACAAACACAGACACACACAACGAGAACUAAAUAGGACACUAACGAGGACUAACUAGACACAGGUGUACAACAUCAAGACAAAACCAAACGAACAUGAAACAUAGAUCGGUGGCAGCUAGUACUCCGGGGACGACGACCGCCGAAGCCUGCCCGAACCAGGAGGAGGAGCAGCCUCGGCCGAAACCGUGACAGUACCCCCCCCCCCCCCCUUGACGCGCGGCUCCAGCCGUGCGCCGACCCCGGCCUCGGGGACGACCAGGAGGACGCGGAUCAGGGCGCGCGGGAUGGUCCCGGUGGAACUCCGACAGGAGAGAUGGGUCUAGGAUGUCCCUCCGCGGCACCCAGCACCGCUCCUCCGGGCCGUACCCCUCCCACUCCACGAGAUACUGGAGACCCCCCAUCCGGCGUCUUGAGUCCAAGAUGGACCGAACGGUGUACGCCGGAGCCCCCUCGAUGUCCAGUGGGGGCGGAGGAGUCUCUCCUAUCUCACCUUCCUGGAGUGGACCAGCUACCACCGGCCUGAGAAGAGACACAUGGAACGAGGGGUUAAUAUUCUUAUAUUCAACAGGUAGAUGUAACCUAUAACACACCUCGUUCAAUCUUCUCAGGACUUUAAAAGGCCCCACAAACCGCCGACCCAGCUUCCGGCAGGGCAGGCGGAGGGGUAGGUUUCUGGUAGAGAGCCAGACUCGAUCUCCGGGUGCGUACACCGGCCCCUCACUGCGGUGGAGAUCGGCGCUCGCCUUGUGACGACGGAUGGCCCGCUGCAGGUGGACGUGGGCAGCGUUCCACGUCUCCUCCGAGCGCCUCAUCCAAUCAUCUACCGCAGGGGCCUCGAUCUGGCUCUGCUGCCAAGGUGCCAGAACCGGCUGGUAACCUAACACACAUUGGAAGGGGGUUAGGUUGGUAGAGGAGUGGCGAAGAGAGUUCUGGGCCAUCUCGGCCCAGGGAAUGUACCGAGCCCACUCCUCAGGCCGGUCCUGGCAAUACGACCUCAGAAACCUACCCACAUCCUGGUUGACACGUUCUACCUGCCCGUUACUCUCCGGGUGGUACCCUGAGGUAAGGCUAACCGAGACCCCCAAACGCUCCAUGAACGCUCUCCAUACUCGGGAGGUAAACUGGGGGCCUCGAUCAGACACUAUAUCCUCGGGUACCCCGUAAUGCCGGAAGACGUGGGUAAAUAGGGCCUCUGCGGUUUGUAGGGCAGUAGGCAGACCCGUCAUAGGGAGAAGACGACAGGCCUUAGAGAACCGGUCCACAACGACCAGGAUGGUGGUAUUCCCCUGAGAGAGGGGAAGGUCUGUCACAAAAUCCGCCGAGAGGUGGGACCAUGGUCGUUGUGGAACGGGCAGGGGUUGUAACUUACCCCUGGGCAGGUGUCUGGGCGCCUUACACUGGGCGCACACCGAGCAGGAGGAGACAUAAACCCUCACAUCCCUGGCUAACGUGGGCCACCAGUAUUUAGUGCUAAGACAAUGCACUGUCCGGCCAAUACCCGGAUGUCCAGAGGAGGGUGACGUGUGAGCCCAGUAAAUGAGUCGAUCCCGAAUCUCGAGCGGAACGUACUUCCGACCCUCAGGACACUGUGGAGGGCUGGGGUCGGUACGCAACGCUCGCUCGAUUUCGGCAUCGACCUCCCACACCACCGGUGCCACAAGACAAGACUCCGGUAGUAUGGGAGUAGGCUCAACGGACCUCUUCUCCGUGUCAUACCGCCGGGACAGCGCAUCUGCCUUACCAUUCUGGGACCCAGGGAUGUACGUGAUUUUAAAUACGAACCUGGUGAGAAACAUACUCCAUCGAGCCUGGCGAGGGAUCAGUCUCCUCGCUGCCCGGAUGUACUCCAGGUUCCGAUGGUCAGUCAAAAUGAGGAAAGGGUGUUGAGCCCCCUCAAGCCAAUGCCUCCACACCUUAAGGGCCUGAACUACAGCUAACAGCUCCCUGUCCCCGACGUCAUAAUUACGCUCCGCCGGGCUGAGCUUUUUUGAGUAAAAAGCACAGGGGCGGAGUUUAGGUGGCGUGCCGGACCGUUGAGAGAGAACGGCCCCUAUACCAGCCUCAGACGCGUCCACCUCAACCUGAAAGGGUAAUGCGGGAUCCGGAUGCGCCAGCACCGGAGCCGACGUAAACAGGUCCUUCAGUCUCCUAAAGGCCCUGUCCGCAUCAGCUGACCACUGCAGGCGCACCGGACCCCCUUUCAGAAGGGACGUGAUGGGAGCUGCCACCUGUCCAAAACCCCGGAUAAACCUCCGGUAGUAAUUCGCAAAGCCCAAGAACAGCUGCACCUCUUUGACAGUGGUUGGGGUUUGCCAAUUACGCACGGCAGACACACGAUCCACCUCCAUUCUCACCCCUGACGCGGACAACCGAUAACCCAAAAAGGAGACCGACUCCUGGAAAAACAGACAUUUCUCUGCCUUGACAUAUAGGUCGUGCUCCAACAGCCUCCUCAAUACACGACGCACCAGGGUUAUAUGCUCGGCUCGGGUUGACGAGUACACCAGAAUGUCAUCAAUGUACACGACCACCCCUUGCCCCUGCAUAUCCCGGAAAAUGUCAUCUACGAAGGAUUGGAAGACUGAUGGAGCAUUCAUCAACCCAUAUGGCAUGACGAGAUACUCGAAAUGACCUGACGUGGUACUAAACGCUGUUUUCCAUUCUUCGCCCUCCCUAAUGCGCACCAAGUUAUACGCGCUCCUGAGAUCCAGUUUUGUGAAAAACCGCGCUCCAUGCAAUGACUCCGUCAUGGUCGCAAUCAGAGGGAGUGGAUAACUGUAUUUCACAGUAAUCUGAUUGAGACCACGGUAAUCAAUGCACGGGCGCAACCCUCCAUCUUUUUUCUUCACAAAAAAGAAGCUCGAGGAGGCGGGAGAAGUGGAGGGCCGAAUGUAUCCCUGUCUCAAAGAUUUGGCUAUGUAAGUCUCCAUAGCUUUUCUCUCCUCUUGAGACAAAGGAUACACGUGGCUCCGUGGGAGCGCUGCUCCUGCCUGGAGAUCAAUCGCACAAUCCCCCUGUCUAUGAGGAGGCAACUGCGUCGCCCUAGUUUUACUGAACACGAGAGCUAAAUCCCCAUAUUCAGGCGUAUUGUGCAGUGCGGGCACUUGGUUUGGACUUUCCACCGAAGUCGCCCCCACGGAAACACCCAGACAUCGCCCCUCGCACUGAGCAGACCACCCAUCGAGAGCCCUCUGUUGCCACGAAAUAGCAGGGUUAUGGGUGCUUAACCAGGGAAUUCCCAGCACCACUGGGUACGCAGGAGAGUCGAUCAGAUACAGCUGUAUAGUCUCUUCAUGACCCCCCUGCGCACACAUCCUAAGUGGUGCUGUGAUCUCCCUAAUCAACCCCGACCCCAACGGGCGGCUAUCUAAGGCAUGAACGGGAAAAGGUUUGUCAACAGGUAGGAGAGGGAUCCCUAAAUCUAAACAAAACUUUCGAUCAACAAAAUUCCCAGCUGCGCCUGAAUCUACUAGCGCCUUAUGCUGGGAAUGAGGUGCAACCUGUGGAAAACAAACAGGUAUACAAAAGUGCGCAACAGAGAGCUCUGGGUAAGUGGGGCGUCUACUCACCUGGGAGGGCUCCCCAGUGCGUGGCCUGUUGUCUUCUCCCCCGGAGGACCCUCCCCAGCACCUGGCCGCAGUGUGCCCUCCACGACCGCACUUGGUGCAGGAGACAGGUCCCCUCGGGCUCCUCCUCCUCCUUUCUCUAGCGCCGGCACCCCCGAGCUCCAUAGGGCUCGGCUCGGAGGUGCCGGAGGGCGGAAUGGACGGACCCCACUCGGGACGUCCACGGGUGGCCAGCAGGGUGUCCAGACGGAUGGACAUAUCGACCAACUGGUCGAAGGUGAGAUUGGUAUCCCUGCAGGCCAACUCACGUUGAACGUCCUCCCGUAGGCUACAUCGAAAAUGGUCGAUGAGGGCCCGUUCAUUCCAUCCUGCGUCCGCCGCUAGAGUCCGGAACUCCAGCGCAAACGCCUGUGCGCUCCUCCUCCCCUGUCUCAGGUGGACUAGACGCUCCCCCGCCGCUUUGCCCUCAGGUGGAUGGUCGAACACGGCCUUGAAGCGACGGGAGAACUUGGCGUAGGAGAUGGUGGUGGCGUCCAUCUUCCUCCACUCGGCGUUGGCCCAUUCCAACGCCUUGCCCGUGAGACAGGAGAUGAGGGCGGAAACGCUCUCGUGUCCCGAGGGCACCGGGUGUACAGUGGCCAGGUAGAGCUCCACCUGCAGGAGGAACCCCUGACACCCGGCAGCUGUUCCGUCAUACGCCCUCGGGAGCGAGAGCCGAUUUCCCCUGGGUUCCGGACCUGGGACUGGUGGACCGGCCGAUGGGGUUGGCAGGGUAGGUGGAGGUGUGGGUACCCCUCUGGACUCCCAUCGGUGCAGGGUGUUGAUGACGUCCUGUAGAGCGGUCCCCAGUUGUCGUUUCUGGUCAUCCUGGCCGCGGACAUGCUCCUCGAGCGACUCGGGCGUGACUGUUGAUCCUGCUGAUUCCAUUCAAUGGGUGUGUGAUUCUGUCAAGGGGUGCUGAAGGUGGGUGUGGUGCAGGAAUCAAGCGCAGGACGCAGAAGCUCAGUCCAAAAGACUUUAGUGAAAUAUUCACGUAGUAAAUGAGCACAAUAAGCCCAGAGGCGAAAUAACGGCGCACACAGGCAUCAAACAAACGGCGCACUAACAUGUGCAAAAACCUCUCCAAAACACUGGAGGGAAAUACGUAGCUCAAACACCAAAACAGAAGAGCAAUCACACACAAACACAGACACACACAACGAGAACUAAAUAGGACACUAACGAGGACUAACUAGACACAGGUGUACAACAUCAAGACAAAACCAAACGAACAUGAAACAUAGAUCGGUGGCAGCUAGUACUCCGGGGACGACGACCGCCGAAGCCUGCCCGAACCAGGAGGAGGAGCAGCCUCGGCCGAAACCGUGACACAGACACAGUGGAAUCAUUGAACAAAAUCUGAAAUAUGUUGAUGAAAAACGAUACAGUACUGUAAAACAUCAAAUGCAGUGUUCCUCAACUUGCUUGCUUGUACUGUAAAAAGCUAAACAUAGGAGUGAUUACUGUACUUCUACAUUUUCAUCAACUCUGUCUUGUGGAUUUGGCCACAGGUUCUCAUCUACAUCACAAUGGAUGUUUUCAUUAGCCAAACAUCUUGGAAAAAACCUUCGGGUAUGGCGAAUCCAGGCCUGACACUGGUCUGCCGUGAUGUCAUUGCAUGUGUCAUCCAUGGCCUGGAGAAAAGUGACUUGUUCAUGAGGGCGCCUAUCAUAAACCUUCCAUCUCCAUAUGGAGAAAAAUUCCUCAAUCGGGUUAAGGAAAGGAGAGUAUGGGGGUAAAUACUGGGUGGUAAAUUGUGCAUGGGCCUGAAACCAUGCUUGCUCGGAUUUCAUUGGACACUCUUUGCUGUUGCUGCCGCUGUCUUGGUCCGUGGCCUUGUCCUCUACCACGUUCCCCCACACCUCUCAAACGAGGCCCACGACCACCUCUCAGAAGGGGUGCUUGUCCCCUGCCAUUCCUUUGACCAAUACGUCUUCCUCGUCUUCCUCCCACCACUGCUUGACCUCUAUUGUGACCUGGAUCACCUGCCGGCUCCAUGUUACAGUACGUAUUGCUAUAUUGUUGCAAAUGGAUCCCAAUCAAUUCUUUAUAUACUCGUUCCAUAAUGUGAACUCAAUCAUCAGUAACAAGUUGGCAGAAUUGGACAAGCAAUUACAAGGGCCUUCAUCCAUACAGUGCAGUACUGUCAAUACUGUAAAUAGUCUGAAAAGGUGGUACAUGGGACCAUAGAAACGGUGUCUGAUAAAGAAUGAUGAUGAAAUAUUACAUCCAUAGAUAAUGUAGUAAUUGGUUCAUGCUCCACACUAAUAGGUCGCAAUGAAUCUCGUUAUCUUGAAACUUUCAUGAUCUAAACAUGGAAUAUUGUUUGUCUGUUUCCAUACAACUAUGCAUUAAGAGUAAUGCAACAGUUACUUAUCAUUUUGAGCAGUUGUAUCAAUUGAUAGUUGGAUAAUUGUAAUGAAAUGAAUAGACACUCAUCUGAAAUGUAAUGUGUGAAUUGCCUUUUGAAAUAGUAGUACUUUGAUGUUAAGUUGUGUCAUAUUGAACAGGUGAUUUUUGUUAAAUGAACAAAUGAUCUUAGUUGUAUGUGUAUUGUAUCCAAGCAAUUGAAAAAAGUGUUAGAGUUUUGAAAAAUGUGCAUUUUGAUAAUUGGUUGUGAGUUUUGUGUCUAGAGUUUUGAAAAAUGACGUCAAGGUUCUGAAAUUAGUGCCAAAGUGAUUGUAAAAAACUGUAAUUCUCAGUGGGGCCCCCCCCCCCCCCCCCCCCCACACACACACACACAAACACACACACACAGACACACACACACACACUGACACAUACACGCACACAUACACAGUUUGCUGUGUAUGCUCUGUACUGUAUGUUGUGUGUGUGUGUGUGUGUUCUCUGGGGUAGAGGGAGGGAGGGUAGAGGGUGUUGAGCGGUGUUUGGUGUGUCUGUGUGUGUGUGUGUGUGUGUGUGUGUGUGUGUGUGUGUGUGUGUGUGUGUGUGUGAGUGUCUGGGUGUGUGUGAGUGUGUGUGUGAGUGUCUGUGUGUGUGUGUGUCUGGGUGUGUGUGUGUCUGUGUGUGUGUGUGUGUGUGUGUGGUGUGUGUGUGUGUGUGUGUGUGUGUGUGGUGUGUGUGUGUGUGUGUGUGUCUGGGUGUGUGUGAGUGUCUGUGUGUGUGUCUGUGUGUGUGUGUGUGUGUGUGUGUGUGUGUGAGUGUCUGGGUGGGGGUCUGAGGUAUUGGCAGGGUGUGUUUGUUUAUUCCUGUUCUGCUUGUUCUACAUCCACCUCCCUGGAUUACAGCUAAAGGUAGCUUAGUGGGUAAGAGCGUUGUGCCAGUAACCGAAAGGUCGCUGGUUCUAAUCCCCGAGGCGACUAGGUGAAAAAUCUGUCGAUGUGCCCUUAAGCAAGGCACUUAACCCUAAUUGCUCCUGUAAGUCGCUCUGGAUAAGAGCGUCUGCUAAAUUACUAAAAUGUAAUGUAAAUGUAAAGCUGCGGUGUGAAGAUGGAAACACUGCUAUUAUCUGUGUGUGUGUGUGUGUGUGUGUGUGUGUGCGAGUGUAUGUAUAUUAAUUAGUUCCUGUUAUAUCUCUCAGUGGGAAGUUGGAGGUAAUGUAUCUUCUUGCUGUUCAGUAGAGUUAGAGAGAUGUGAUCAGCAGAGUUAGAGAGAUGUGAUCAGUAGAGUUAGAGAGAUGUGAUCAGUAGAGUUAGAGAGAUGUGAUCAGCAGAGUUAGAGAGAUGUGAUCAGUAGAGUUAGAGAGAUGUGAUCAGUAGAGUUAGAGAGAUGUGAUCAGCAGAGUUAGAGAGAUGUGAUCAGCAGAGUUAGAGAGAUGUGAUCAGUAGAGUUAGAGAGAUGUGAUCAGCAGAGUUAGAGAGAUGUGAUCAGCAGAGUUAGAGAUGUGAUCAGUAUAGUUAGAGAGAUGUGAUCAGUAUAGUUAGAGAGAUGUGAUCAGCAGAGUUAGAGAGAUGUGAUCAGUAUAGUUAGAGAGAUGUGAUCAGUAGAGUUAGAGAGAUGUGAUCAGUAGAGUUAGAGAGAUGUGAUCAGCAGAGUUAGAGAGAUGUGAUCAGCAGAGUUAGAGAGAUGUGAUCAGUAUAGUUAGAGAGAUGUGAUCAGCAGAGUUAGAGAGAUGUGAUCAGUAUAGUUAGAGAGAUGUGAUCAGCAGAGUUAGAGAGAUGUGAUCAGUAGAGUUAGAGAGAUGUGAUCAGCAGAGUUAGAGAGAUGUGAUCAGUAUAGUUAGAGAGAUGUGAUCAGCAGAGUUAGAGAGAUGUGAUCAGUAGAGUUAGAGAGAUGUGAUCAGCAGAGUUAGAGAGAUGUGAUCAGUAGAGUUAGAGAGAUGUGAUCAGCAGAGUUAGAGAGAUGUGAACAGCAGGUUUAGAGAGAUGUGGACAGAAUACAUCCACACUUAUUUACAGCUAUGUGGACCGAUGCAGGCAUGGAUGGACGGAUGGAUUUCUGAUUAAGAGACUCUGAUGGACAGACUGAUAUAAUUAAAUAUUGAUGUAUUGAUGAGAUAUAGUGUAUGUAUCUUUAGUCAUGUAUUAGUUGUUUUGUCUCCUCAGUUGCAGCAGCAGACCCAGUCUCAAUGCUGCUGUCUGCUGCUGCUGUCUGAGGACAGCCACCAGCUCUUCUGUCAGGUACGUCCUCGUAAAACACACCUUGGUCUCAAUGGUAAUCCUCCCUGUUAAAAUAAAGGUUCAAUUAAUAAAUAAAAUAAAUGUCUGUUCUAAUGCCACGUCAGUCUGAUAACAGGGUAUUCCUCCAUUAGAACGGUGCCUAAGGUAUCUCAGAAGAUAACCUGUGUAAAGUCUGACCUCUCUUCUCCUCAGGUGGUUGGAGACAAAGUUCUGGAGGAGGAGAUCAGCUUCCCUGUGAGUCCUGACCCCUGACCCUAACUCCUGACCCCUAACCCCUGACUCAUGACCCAUAUUACUGCCCCUAAACAUUUCAUGAAAAUGAGACUUUGAUAUGGGGAAAUUAAGAGGCAAGAGGCUAAAUGAUCAUGUAUAUCUCUCCUUCCAGCUGAUGUUUGGGCGCUUUGGGCAGGUGGUGGAGAAAAAGAAAUCCAUCACUCUUCAGGACGUCACUGCGGUGAGUGACCUUGAUCCUAGACUGUGAAAAGCAUCUCUCCAUGUGGAUCGAUGUGGAUGCAGUCCCGCUAGAUCCUAAUAGUCUCUUUCUCUUUCUUUGCACACACGUAUGCAAAGACGUCAGCAGUGUUAUUCUCAUUCUAAAUGUGAUCCUUCCUCCCACCUUUCUCUUUCCCUCCCUCCUUCUCUCUCUCUCUCUCUCUCUUGCUCUCUCUCGCUCUCUCUCUGUCAUUCAUUCUCUCUCUCUCUCUCUCUCUCUGUCAUUCAUUCUCUCUCUCUCUCUCUCUCUCUCUCUCUCUCUCUCUCUCUCUCUCUCUCUCUCUUCUCUCUCUCUCUCUCUCUCUCUCUCUCUCUCUCUCUCUCUCUCUCUCUCUCUCUCUCUCUCUCUCCCCACCUGUCCUCCUCUAGGAGGAGUGUAGACAGCUGUCCAGUAUGCUGGGCAGUGAAGUGUCCUCUCUGCUGUGUGUCCCUGUGGUCAGCAGAGCCACUGGCCAGGUGGUGGCACUAGCCUGCGCCUUCAACAAGCAGGGAGGACAGAGGUGAGACACACACACACACACACUCACACACACAACACACACACACACACUCACACACACACACACACACACACACACACACACACACACAUACAUACACACACAGGAGAGUGCAUUCUAAUAGACCUCUGUGUUCCAGAGAUAACAGGCCAGCUCCAGUGGCAGAGGGCCAAGGAGAGCAUGGUCGUCACCCUCAAGUGUGUGUGUGUGUGUGUGUGUGUCAGACGAUGCCACAUUAAUCAAUGUGUGUGAGUGUGUCUGUGGUCUCCAUAGAGAGCUGGCCCCUAUAACAUGAGCUUCAAACCUGCCCUGGACACACACUGCCAGCGCACGCACACACCCACACGCCAAGCCAACAUGCCAACUGGCCAAUUCAGCUGACACAAAGUCCCUCUCAAGGGGUUCACACACACACACACACACACACACAAACACACACACCACAGGAGGCUGUUAAGGGGAGGACGGCUCAUAAUAAUGGCCGGAACUGCGCAAAUGGAAUAGCAUCAAACACAUGGAAACACAUGCGUUUUAUGUAUUUGAUACCAUUCCACUAAUUCUGCUCCAGCCGUUAUCACGAGCCCGUUCUCCGCAAUGAAGGUGCCACCAACCUCCUGUGACAAACACACACAAACACAUAUACACACACACACACACACACACACACACACACAGAGGGAGGAAUGUGAAGUGUUGCUCAGGACAGCAGUAAUCCCAGUAAGCUCUCUGCUGACGUUUUGGCUCUGAACAUUUCUCUUCCUCCCUCUCUGUCUGUCGCAUAUCUCUUCCUCUUCUGUCUCUCUUCCUUUCUCCCUGCCUCUUCCUCUCUCUUUUUCUCUCUUUCUCUGUUAGUUAUAGAUUAUACGUUUCUACUCGUAUUAAAGGGGCUGAAGAUUAAAGCCACUCAUCUCCUCCUUUCAAAGAGUUAUUGCCCCUAGACACACACAAACACACACACACACACACACACACACACACACCACACACAUAUAAACACACACACUGUGAGAGGAAGACAUCCCAUAAUAUCCUCAGUGGGGGCUAAUGACAGGGGCUGACUACAGUCUCCAUAGUUACACUGACAGACUAGAGAUGUAGAGGAUUAUUAGUGAACUGUGUAGCAUAUGAGUUUAUCCUCUUAUUUCUGGUAUUUCCAUCAUAACUCACUCCUCUUUCGUAUCCCUCUCUCCCAUCAUCCCUCUCUCCCACCUCCCUCCUUCUCAUCCCUGGAUGUUGUUAGUGGUUUAGGCCGGGGCUAAUCAUUAACUGGCCCUCGAGGGCUGAAAUACUGAUGCUUUCCUUUUCUCCUUGCUAGUUCAUUGAUUUGUUCAUGUGACUGAUUGGCUGGAGGGUUCACUCACCUGGUGUCCCAGGUCUGAAUCCGUCCCUGGUUAGUAGGAGAGAAUGGAGACAGUACAAAUCCAAAAGCACUGUUACCCUAAAUUCAAUCUGUCAUCAUUGAGUCCAUUUUUCCAUCCCCCUCCAUCCCUCUGUCCCUCCAUCCCUCUUUCACCUCAGUUGUCAGGCAACAGCCCCCACUCUACUCUACUUUAUCUCUCUCUCUUACUCUCCUCUUUCCACUACAUGUCAAUUGUUGAAUUUUUUUCAAUUCAAAGAUCUUUAUUGGCAUGGAAAACAUAUGUUUAUAUUGCCAAAGCUAGUGAAAUAGAUAAUAAACAAAAGUGAAAUAAACAAUAAAAAAUGAACCGUAAAUAUUACACUCACAAGUUUCAAAGGAAUAGACACAUUUCAAAUGUCAUAUCUCUAUCAUUCACACUCGUCCCCCUCCACCUCUAUUACACUCUCUCCAUCUGUCUCUCGUUCUACCCGCUCCCUCUCCCUUCGCCUUCCCGGUUCUAUCCUCCUAUCACAUAUCACAUGUCAUAUGUUCUGCCAGACAGAUAUCUGAUGCCUCCAGGCUUAGAGGAACCUGCAUUCCAGAGAACCUAUUGGUUCUUUGUGCCAACAAGCCAAUCACGGCCUAGCGCCAGCCUGCUGUCAGAAACAGCCCAGACUCAGAGGUUGAGUUUCUCUAGAGUGGUGAUUGAGGGAUGAGGGGAUAGUUUUCCUGAUUAUGUGACAUGGCAUGAAAAAAACUCCUUCAUAAUCAAGUCCUCUAGUUUAGAAUUAUCUGUUUUUCCAGUCUCUCCUCUGUACUGCUCACAGUGUAAAGGUGUUGCCAUCUGCAGGCAGAGAUAUGUAACUACACUGAUAUUAAUGGAAGAGCAGAGGCCUUCUCUCUCUAUCCAUCUGGCCUGUUUAAACACAUUUUUUAUGCACCUGUUUAUUCUAAUGAUCAGUCAACUUUUCUCAACUUUGGAAUUCAAUGUUUCAUUUUGGACUAAAAUGUGUUCUCUCUGUGCAGACACACGGAGGCGGAUGAACAUAAGAUCCAGCACUGCUUCUGUUACACCUCCACUGUCCUCACCUCCACACUGGCCUUCCAGAAAGAACAGAAACUCAAAGUGGAGUGCCAGGCACUGUUACAGGUGGCCAAGAAUCUCUUCACACAUCUGGGUGAGUUAUCCUCCUCUCCUCUCCUCUCCUCUCCUCUCCUCUCCUCUCCUCUCCUCUCCUCUCCUCUCCUCUCCUCUCCUCUCCUCUCCUCUCCUCUCCUCUCCUCUCCUCUCCUCUUCUCUCCUCUGGUUCAGAUUGAAUCCCUACAUAUUGAUAACACAACCCUCCUUGUGGUAGCUCAGCCUGCUUAUCUAUCAAUCCCCACCCUGUGCUCUUUCUCUCUGUCUCUCUCUCUCUCUCUGUAGAUGAUGUGUCGGUGUUGUUGCAGGAGAUUAUAGUGGAGGCCAGGAACCUCAGCGAUGCAGAGAUGUGAGUUCUUGAAGACCCAUAAAACAACCUAAACCCUGAAAGUACAUCUAACAUGCUUUCCAGCAGAUAAGUAAUGACGGGAGGAAAUGGAAAAAAUACUUAUUCCCUCUUCCUCUAAAUGCUCUCUUCGUCUUUCUCUCUCUCUCUUCUUUAGUUUACUCUUAUUCAUGACCUAUCCUUAAUGCCUAGUCACUUCACCGCUGUCCUCAAUUACAGUAUCUACCACCGCAAUACCUUAAUUAUUACUAUCCGGAUGCCUAGUCACUUACCCUGCCUUAAUGUACAAUCUACCUACAAAUAUCUGAUUAUAUCUAAUCCUGAUGCUAUUCACUUUACCAACGCAUGCCUUCAGUAAUACUAAUCCUCAAGAUAACGGAAUUAUUGAUCUAUCCGAUGCCGGGUUAGUCCAAGUUUACCACCCUGACUUCAUGUACAGAUCUACCGCUCAUACACCGUGAUUCGUAGCUAUCCUGAUGCCUCAUUGCACUUUACCUGCCUUCAUGUCCAUAUCUAGCCUCAAAUACUGAUUAUUAUCUAUCCUGGAUCCUAGUCAUUUACCGCUGCCUUCAUGUAAUUCUACCUCAAAUAACUGAUUUUUAUCUAUCCUGAUGCUAGUCACUUUACCCUGCCUUCAUGUACAUAUCUACCUAAAAUACCUUAUUAUUAUCUAUCCUGAUGCCUAGUCACUUUACCCUGCCUUCAUGUACAUAUCAACCUCAAAUACCUUAUUAUUAUCUAUCCUGAUGCCUAGUCACUUUACCCUGCCUUCAUGUACAUAUCUACCUCAAAUAACUUAUUAUUAUCUAUCCUGAUUCUAGUCACUUUACCCUGCCUUCAUGUACAUAUCUACCUCAAAUAACUUAUUAUUAUCUAUCCUGAUGCCUAGUCACUUUACCCUGCCUUCAUGUACAUAUCUACCUCAAAUACUUCAUACCCCUGCACAUUGAUCGGGUACUGGUACUCCCUGUAUAUGCUGUAGCUCCAUCCUCUUAUGUUACAAUUUUUAUUUUCAUUAUUAUUUUGUUGGGAAGUGCUCAAAAGCAAACAUUUUACGGUAAAAUCUACACCCGUUGUAUUUGACAAAUGACAUUUUAUUUUGAUUUCAUUUCUCUUUCUUUCGCUCUCUCUCGCUCUCUCUCUCUCUCUCUCUUUCUCUCUCUCUGUCUCUCUCUCUCUUCCUCUCUCUCUCUCUCCCCCCCUCUCUUUCUCUGUAGUUGUUCUGUGUUCCUACUGGAUCAAGUCAGCCAUGAGCUGGUUGCCAAGGUUUUUGAUGGGGGCGUGGUCAGUGAUGAUGAGGUAAAACACACGUCUAGAACUUCUGUUUGAUGAUGAUGAUGACGAUUAUUAUUGCGAAGAUGUAAUCAUCAUCAUCAUGAUGAAGAUGAAGAUUAUGAAGAUGGUCCCUCUCUGUCUCUGUGUGUGUGUGUGUGUGUGUGUGUGUGUGUGUGUGUGUGUGUGUGUGUGUGUGUGUGUGUGUGUGUGUGUGUGGUGUGUGGUGUGGUGUGUCGUGUGCGUGUGCGUGUGCGUGUGCGUGUGUGUCUGUCUCUCUGUGUGUGUGUGUGUAGAAGGAGUUCCGUAUCCCUGCGGACCAGGGCAUAGCGGGUCACGUAGCCAUGACAGGGCAGAUACUGAACAUUAAGGAUGCGUACUCCCACCCUCUGUUCUACCGAGGAGUGGACGACAGCACCGGCUUCAGAACACGCAACAUCCUCUGCUUCCCCAUCAAGGACGAGAACAACGGUGAGAAUUGAACUAACACUACACUGGAGUAAACAACUGAACUAACACUACACUGGAUUAAACAACUGAACUAACACUACACUGGAGUAAACAAUUGAACUAACACUACACUGGAGUAAACAACUGAACUAACACUACACUGGAGUAAACAAUUGAACUAACACUACACUGGAGUAAACAACUGAACUAACACUACACUGGAGUAAACAACUGAACUAACACUACACUGGAGUAAACAACUGAACUAACACUACACUGGAGUAAAACAACUGAAACUAACACUACACUGGAGUAAAACAACUGACUAACACUACACUGGAGUAAAACAAACUGAACUAAACACUACACUGGGAGUAAAACAAAUGACAAUACAUAGGACACGCCAUGGAGUGAGGAGCUGCUCUCUACCUCAUCUAUGGCUAAUCCAAUCUCUUCUUCUCUCUCCUCUCUCUCUCUUCUCUCUCUCUACUCUCUCUCUCUAGCUCUCUCUCUCUCUCUCUCUCUCUCUCGAUCUCUCUCCUCUCUCUCUCUCUCUCUCUCUCUCUCUCUCUCUCUCUCUCUUUUUAAAUUACAUUUAAGGGCUUUAUUGGCAUGGGAAAUGUAUGUUAACAUUGCCAAAGCAAGUGAAAAGUUACAGUAAACAUUACACUCACAAAAGUUCAAAAUGAAUAAAGACAUUUAAAAUGUCAUUAUGUGAAAAUAGUUAAAGUACAAAAGGGAAAAUAAAUCAACAUAAAUAUGGGUUGUAUUUACAAUGGUGUUUGUUCUUCACUGGUUGCCAUUUUCUUGUGGCAACAGGUCACAAAUCGUGCUGCUGUGAUUGCACACUGUGGUAUUUCACCCAAUAGAUAUGGGAGUUUAUCAAAAUUGGGUUUGUUUUGGAAUUCUUUGUGGGUCUGUGUAAUCUGAGGUAAAUAUGUGUCUCUAAUAUGGUCAUACAUUUGUCAGGAGGUUAGGAAGUGCAGUUCAGUUUACACCUCAUUUUUUUGGGCAGUGUGCACAUAGCCUGUCUGCCUACGGCGGCCUUUCUCAAUUGCAAUGCUCACUGAGUCUGUCCAUAGUCAAAACUUUCCAUAAUUUUGGGUCAGUCACAGUGGUCAGGUAUUCUGCCACUGUGUACUCUCUGUUUAGGGCCAGAUAGCAUUCUAGUUUGCUCUGUUUUUUUGUUGAUUCUUUCCAUUGUGCCAAGUAAUUAUAUUUUUGUUUUCUCAUGAUUUGGUUGGGUCUAAUUGUGUUGCUGUCCUGUCUCUCUCUCUCUCUCUCUCUCUCUCUCUCUCUCUCUCUCUCUCUCUCUGUCUCUCAGAGGUGAUUGGGGUGGCUGAAUUGGUCAAUAAGACUAAUGGUCCGUGGUUUAACCGCUUCGAUGAGGACCUGGCCACUGCUUUCUCCAUCUACUGUGGAAUCAGCAUCGCACAUGUGAGUCAAACACACCACCCAAAGCUACACAAGAACCCCUGAUCUCUGAUCCUCUAGUCAUGACGUAGUCACACAGUGUGUUGUAAACAGUAGGAUAAGAGACAGUAGGAUGUUUAGUGCCCUAUUGUUCUGGUGUGGAUUUAGUUGUGGUUGGACUCGUCAGUGUGUGGUUGACUGACUGGUCUCUCCUGUGUGUGUUUAGUCUCUUCUGUAUAAUAAUGUGGUUGUGGUUGACUGACUGGUCUUUUCUGUAUAAUAAUGUGGUUGUGGUUGACUGACUGGUCUCUCUGUAUAAUAAUGUGGUUGUGGUUGACUGACUGGUCUCUUCUGUAUAAUAAUGUGGUUGUGGUUGACUGACUGGUCUCUCCUGUAUAAUAAUGUGGUUGUGGUUGACUGACUGGUCUCUUCUGUAUAAUAAUGUGGUUGUGGUUGACUGACUGGUCUCUCCUGUAUAAUAAUGUGGUUGUGGUUGACUGGUCUCUUCUGUAUAAUAAUGUGGUUGACUGACUGGUCUCUCCUGUAUAAUAAUGUGGUUGACUGACUGGUCUCUCCUGUAUAAUAAUGUGGUUGUGGUUGACUGACUGGUCUCUCCUGUAUAAUAAUGUGGUUGUGGUUGACUGGUCUCUUCUGUAUAAUAAUGUGGUUGACUGACUGGUCUCUUCUGUAUAAUAAUGUGGUUGACUGACUGGUCUCUUCUGUAUAAUAAUGUGGUUGACUGACUGGUCUCUUCUGUAUAAUAAUGUGGUUGUGGUUGACUGGUCUCUCCUGUAUAAUAAUGUGGUUGUGGUUGACUGGUCUCUUCUGUAUAAUAAUGUGGUUGUGGUUGACUGACUGGUCUUUUCUGUAUAAUAAUGUGGUUGUGGUUGACUGACUGGUCUCUUCUGUGUGUGUUCAGUCUCUUUUGUAUAAGAAGGUCCAUGAGGCUCAGUUCAGAUCACACCUGGCCAACGAGAUGAUGAUGUACCACAUGAAGGUAAAACACACAUACUAACCCCCACAACACACACACACACACACACACACACACAAACACACACACACACACACACAUCCAUUGCAGCAGAAAUGUGAUUGUGUGUGUGUGUAGGUAUCAGCGGAGGAGGUGGCCCAGCUGUUGGUAACUGGGCUGGAGCCAGUGGAAGAGAUUCAUCCCUUAUUCGCUGAGUUCACCUACACACCCCGCUCACUACCUGAUGACAACACACCAAUGGUAAGACAGAGGAAGAGUGUGUAUGUAUGUGUGUGUUUACAUGCAUAUCCAUAGAGAUGUAUAGCUUCAGUUUCAACUUUUAAUGUCACAUGCACAAGUACAGUGAAAGGCCUUUCUUGCAAGCUCUAACCCCAACAAUGCAGUAAUCAAUAACGUAAUACUAAAAAUAACAAGGUAGAACAAAAACACAUGAGAUAUAAAAAUAAGAAAUAAGAAGAACACGAUAAAGUAAGGAAGCAUACUAUAUACAGGGUCAGUACCAUUACCAUAUUAACAAUGUGCAGGGAUACUGGAGUGAUAGAUUUAGAUGUGUUUAAGGUUAAGGUGACUAUAUACAGGGUCAGUUUCAAUACCAUAUUAACAAUGUGCAGGGAUACUGGAGUGAUGGAGGUAGAUAUGUAUAGGGGUAAGGUGAUAGGGUCAGUUCCAGUACCAUAUUAACAAUGUGCAGGGAUACUGGAGUGAUAGAGGUAGAUAUGUAUAGGGGUAAGGUGACUAUAUAUAGGGUCAGUUCCAGUACCAUAUUUACAAUGUGCAGGGAUAUUGGAUCGAUAGAGGACUCAACUUAUAAAUAAUCCGUUUUAACAUGGACAUUGCCAUUGAGGGCUUCCACCAUUUUAAAGUAUUCAACUGGGUGGCGAUUCCUGUGUUGGGAGCAAUCAGCCAAUGAACAGAGCAUUUACUUUUUCUUCUAAUUGGGUGCUGUAGUUUGUAAAUGGCUUUACUACCGCCAUCUAGUGGCCACAACAGAUGAAUGACAUGAUUUGGUUCAGGAUUUCAGCACUGCAGGUGGUGGUGGUAAAUCACCAAUAUGAGCUUUACACUUCUUUCAAACAUAAAAGAAGAAGAGAAUGGACUACUUUAAAAUGGAGGUAGCCUCAAAGGCGCACCCAUGCUGUCACAGAUCCCAAAUGGGUACGGGGCCCCAAAAAAGAUGACCCCCUUUUCCCCCACUUGGGCCCCACCAAAAACCCCCAAAAAUAACCCCUUUUUGGGCCACAAAGAGUAAGACGAUUUUUGGGGGUUUUUCCAGCCAGACCCAAAAGGGCCCUGUUUGGUACUGGGGUCGGAGGGGGGGUUCGGGGGGGAUUCCCCGGGGGUACCCGGGUUUUUUGGGGAGGACAUGGGUUAUCAAACACUAAAGAGGGACCGGCCCCACCGGGCCGGGGAUCUACCCCCCCUUCUCUCUCCCCCUCUCUCUUCUCCCCUUUCUCUCUUCCUCUUCUCUCUCUCUUCCCUUCGCCUCGCUUCGCUUCGCCCCCUUCUUCCUCCCCUCUCUCUUCUCUCUCUCCCCCUUUCUCUCUCUUGGGGGUUUAUGGGAUAAAGGGGUUUGGAUGAGGUUGGGAUUUUUGGGUUUGGGGGUCGGGGUUUGCGGGUUUCGUUAAAGGGUGAAAAAGGGGUUUACAGAGACCCUCCCUAUCACAAAGGGGCACCCCUUCUCGGGUUUUCCCCACUUUUUUUAUUUGUUUUACAAAAACCGGGCCGGGGCCAAAACUACCGAGUUGGGUAAAAAACCCCUUAAACCCACAAAAUAAAUCUUACACCAAAACCUUUACAACUACACCCUACCUCUUCUACAAAACCUGGGCGGGAAAUACUCAUUUUGGGAAAACCCCCUUUAAACCCCUCCCAUACUAAAACCAUAACAUAUACCCAAAAUGUACAAAAUACCCCCUCCCUGCUUGAAAAAAACCAGGUCGGGCCAAAAAAACCCAAGCUGUAAAAAACCCUGGCAGUUUAUCCAAAAAAAAUCUACAGGGUUUUUGGAAAAAUUUUCAGCCCCCUUGACUUUUUCCACAUUUUGUUUUAGGUUACAGCCUUAUUCUAAAAUUGAUUCAAUCGUUUUUUUCCCUCAACAAUCUACACACAAUACCCCAUAAUGACAAAGCAAAAAGAGGUUUUUAGAAAUUUUUGCUAAUUUAUACAAAAUAACAGAAAUAUCACCUUUACAUAAGUAUUCAGACCUUUUACUCAGUACUUUGUUAAAGCACCUUUGGCAGCAAUUACAGCCGUGAGUCUUCUUGGGUAUGACACUACAAACAUGGCACACCUGUAUUUGGGGAGUUUCUCCCAUUCUUCUCUGCAGAUCCUCUCAAGCUCUGUCAGGUUGGAUGGGGAGCGUUGCUGCACAGCUAUUUUCAGGUCUCUCAAGAGAUGUUCGAUCGGGUUCAAGUCCAGGCUCUGGCUGGGCCACUCAAGGACAUUCAGAGACUUGUCCCGAAGCCACUCCUGCGUUGUCUUCACGGAUCUCUCUGUACUUUGCUCCGUUCAUCUUUCCCUCGAUCCUGAAUAGUCUCCCAGUCCUGAAAAACAGUUUUCGCCGCUGAAAAACAUCCCCACAGCAUGAUGCUGCCACCACCAUGCUUCACCGUAAGGAUGGUGCCAGGUUUCCUCCAGACGUGACUCUUGGCAUUCAGGCCAAAUAGUUCAAUCUUGGUUUCAUCAGACCAGAGAAUCUUGUUUCUCAUGGUCUGAGAGUCCUUGGGACCAUUGGGUUCUUGGUCACCUCCCUGACCAAGGCCCAUCUCCCCCGAUUGCUCAGUUUGGCUGGGCGGCCAGCUCUAGGAAGAGUCUUGGUGAUUCCAAACUUCUUCCAUUUAAGAAUGAUGGAGACCACUGUGUUCUUGGGGACCUUCAAUGCUGCAGAAUGUUUUUUGGUACCCUUCCCCAGAUCUGUGCCUCGACAUAAUCCUGUCUCGGAGCUCUACGGACAAUUCCUUCGACCUCAUGGCUUGGUUUUAUAUAGACAGGUGUGUGCCUUUCCAAAUCAUGUCCAAUCAAUUAAAUUUACCACAGGUGGACUCCAAUCAAGUUGUAGAAACAUCUCAAGGAUAAUCAAUGGAAACAGGAUGCACCUGAGCUCAAUGUUGAGUCUCAUAGCAAAGGAUCUGAAUACUUAUGUAAAUAAGGUAUUUCCGUUUUUUACUUUUAAUACAUUUGCAAAACUUUCUAAAAAUGUGUUUUUCCUUUGUCAUUAUGGGGUACUGUGUGUAGAUUGAUGAGGAAAACAAUUAUUUAAUCCAUUUUAGAAUAAGGUUGUAAUGUAACAAAAUGUGGAAAACGUCAACGGGUCUGAAUACUUUCCUAAUGCACUGUACUACACCCUAUAACCAUACACACUACACUUUACACUCCUGCACUGUACUACACCCUGUAACCAUACACACUACACUUUACACCCCUGCACUGUACUACACCCUGUAACCAUACACACUACACUUUACACCCCUGCACUGUACUACACCCUGUAACCAUACACACUACACUUUACACCCCUGCACUGUACUACACCCUAUAGCCAUACACACUACACUUUACACCCCUGCACUGUACUACACCCUAUAACCAUACACACUACACUUUACACCCCUGCACUGUACUACACCCUGUAACCAUACACACUACACUUUACACCCCUGCACCCUACACACUAACCUCUUACCCCUCCCUCUCUGUCCGUAGGAAUAUAGAGAUCUUUGCUCUCUUUGUCUCUUGUAUGUGCCAUGACCUGGACCACCGUGGGACAAACAACUCCUUUCAAGUGGCUUCGGUAAGACACCUCACAUACACACACACAGAUGCUCUCAAAUGCACACAUACAUGUAGGCACAGCCUUGAUAAGAGUCAUCACACACACAACCUCGCUCGACACACAUACAGGUAUAGCACCUGUAACACUUGUCGAACACAUUGUAGGAAAACUCAAGGAAAGACUGUGGUUAGACAAGGGUAGUACACGUCACUUCAGUUAUUACAGCGGAAUAGAGAGUGGACUGAGAGGUGGUCUAUCUAUGUAAUAACGUGUGCUGUCUUCUUCCUCUACAGCAAUCUGUCCUGGCUGCCCUCUACAGCUCAGAGGGCUCUGUGAUGGAGGUGAACACACACACACAUUUAUCUCUGGGACUAUAGUGACACCUAGUGGCCAUUCUUCAACCUCCUAUCCCAUAAUAACCUGUGUGUUUCCACAGCGACACCACUUUGCCCAAGCCAUACCCAUUCUAAAACACACAUGGCUGAACAUCUCGACAAGUUCUCAGAAGGUGUUUCUUAGGUGGAAUCCCAACGUGUUUGUGUUAACAGGAACCAGGGACUGUUAUAGGUUUGUGUGUGUGUGUGUGUGGUGUGUGUGUGGGGUGUGUGUGUGUGUGUGUGUGUUGGGGGUUGGUGUGUGUGUGGUGUGUGGUGUGUGUGCGUGUGUGUGUUGUGUUAAUCUUGUGUGGUGUGUGUGUGUGUGUGUGUGUGUGUGUGUGUGUGGUGUGUGUGUGGUGUUGUGUGUGUGUGUGUGUGUGUGUGUGUGGUGUUUUUGUGUGUGUGUGGUGUCAGGACUACCAGAGGUGUUGGACCUGAUGAGGGAUACAUCCUGGCCAUGACCUGGCUCCCACCUCCGCAUCUUCCCCGACCUGCAAAGGAUGGCUGAUGGUAAGGCAGUGUGUGUUAUGCUGUCUUUUUUUGCACCUAAACCAAAGGAAACAAUUGUCAACCUUGGUCCAUAGAAGGUUUGAGUCUACUUAGGGUGACAAUCUCGCCCCAGGGGAAGUGGGUGUAUGAGUGUGUGUAUGUGUGUGUGUAUUUGUGAGUAUAAUAGUCUUCCAUGCGCUCUCCCUUUCUGUGUGUGUGUGUGUGUGUGUGUUGGUGUGUGUGUGUGUGCUAGCUGGCUACAACCCCAAGAAUCAGACCCACCGUUCUCUGCUGCUGUGCCUGCUGAUGACCUCGUGCGACCUGUCGGACCAGACCAAGGGCUGGAAGACCACCCGCAAGAUCGCUGUGAGGAACCCUAACGUCUACUCCUAACCCUAAACCUAGCCUCAACCACCACCCUAACCCAAACACUAACCCUAUGGCUUCAUGUCCACAUCCAGGUUCAACCCUAACCCUAACCUCAACCACAACCCUAACCCAAACACUAACCCUAUGGCUUCAUGUCCACAUCCAGGUUCAACCCUAACCCUAACCUCAACCACAACCCCAGACCCUAGUUGACCUUUGACCCUAAAACUAUUUUUCUCUCCUCUGUGUAUUCAGGAGCUGAUCUAUAAAGAGUUCUUCUCCCAAGGGGAUCUGGUAUGUGUGCUACACUGUAUUCCUGCACUGUGUCUGUGUGUCUGUCUGUGUUGGGGGGGGGGGGGGGGGGGGGUGUAUCUGAUGUGUGUAACUUACGUGUGUGUUGGGGGGGUGAGGGUGUAUCUGACAUAUGUAACUUCCGUGUGUGUGUAGGAGAAGGCGAUGGGGAACCGUCCCAGUGAGAUGAUGGACAGAGAGAAGGCCUACAUCCCAGAGCUACAGAUCAGCUUCAUGGAACACAUCGCCAUGCCCAUCUAC
Molecule: messenger RNA, 25665 nt
Organism: Coregonus sp. 'balchen'
Lineage: Eukaryota; Metazoa; Chordata; Actinopteri; Salmoniformes; Salmonidae
Source: the annotation of a GenBank genome assembly